AUGUUACAGGCAGACGGACGAUUCUCACGCCGACCACCUCCAUUUGGCCUGACCAGACUAUUUUCGCCUCUUCACCAAACCAACCUCCCCAGCGACAUUAUGCGCACUCCAGAAAACGUCGAAGUGGCUCUUGAUGUACUCCGUACUCCGUGCAACUUUUCAAUUUGCCAUCGCUUGCUGCGCCUGUUCCCGUACGAAACGCACCAGACUAGACAAUACAUGCUCAAUUCUAAGAUGCUCCGCAUCAUGCACCGAGUGCUUGAGGUCUGGUACGGAACGGUACUUUGGUACAUUAUAUAUCCUCUCUCGUGCAGGAGCAGGAGCCACCCAAGCUCGGGCUGA
Pochonia chlamydosporia 170 is the source of this 342-nucleotide messenger RNA. RefSeq lists its product as hypothetical. The coding region runs from base 1 to 342 and encodes 113 amino acids. The record is from RefSeq and is a predicted model, not a curated record. Lineage: Eukaryota; Fungi; Ascomycota; Sordariomycetes; Hypocreales; Clavicipitaceae. The transcript has a single exon.